Molecule: messenger RNA, 8162 nt
Organism: Coregonus sp. 'balchen'
Lineage: Eukaryota; Metazoa; Chordata; Actinopteri; Salmoniformes; Salmonidae
Source: the annotation of a GenBank genome assembly
AUGCCCCCUUCAGGUUAAGUGUUACUGAAUGCCCCCUUCAGGUUAAGUGUUACUGAAUGUUGAAAGAAGUCCUGCUGAGGCUGAGGCUGUCCUAAUAUGGACCAUUGGUCUAAUGUGGUGUUGUGGCCUGUGUUGUCCCUGCAGUACCUGGGCAGGUGGUUCAAACACCGACCAAUCAGCCUGUGCUUAGCAAACCUUUGGAAAAAAUUGUGUUUGAUCAAAUACAAAGUUAUUUUACAGAAAACAAAUUAACAACAGACUUUCAUCAUGCUUAUAGGGAAGGGCACUGAACAUGCUCGGCACUGACACAUUAUCUCCUGGCUCAAAGUUGAGGAGAGAUUGACUACAUCACUACUGGUCUUUGUGCGAGGUGUUGAUGUGUUGAAGGUACCGAACUGUCUGUUCAAGCAGUUGGCACACAAUUCGGACACUCAUCGGUACAACAUAAGACAUGCAACCAGACGUCUCUUUACAGUCCCCAGGUCCAGAACAGAGGUUGGAAAAUGCACUGUAUUAAAUAGAGCCAUGACUACAUGGAACUCUCUGCCACCCCAGGUAACUCAAGCUAGCAAUAAAACCAGUUUAAAAAAACGGAUAAAACAACACCUUACUGCACAAAGGGGACAGUGAAGAGACACAGCCAUUUUAUAUAUAUUGUAUUGUAAUUUGUACUGUACUAUGUAUUAGACCUAGAUAUUGUUUGUAUGUACUCAUAUGUAGGCUAUGUGUGACGUUUUAAAUGUAUGUAUUUCAGUCCUUGACUAAUAAUGUUCUGUACUAUGUACUAUGUCAUGUUUCAUGUGGACCCCAGGAAGAGUAGCUGAUGCUUUUGCAGCGGCUAAUGGGGAUCCUAAUAAAUACCAAAUAGUAGUAAUGGUAGUAGUAGUAGUAGUUAUAGUAGUGGUAGUUAUAGUAUAGUAGUUAGUAGUAGUUAUAGUAUAGUAGUUAGUAGUAGUUACAGUAUGGUAGUUAUAGUAGUAGUAGUUAUAGUAUAGUAGUAGUAGUAGUUAUAGUAGUAGUAGUAGUAGUUAUAGUAUAGUAGUAGUAGUAGUUAUAGUAGUAGUAGUAGUAGUUAUAGUAUAGUAGUAGUAGUAGUAAUAGUAGUAGUAGUAGUAGUUAUAGUAGUAGUAGUUAUAGUAGUAGUAGCCGUAGUAGUCGUUAAAGUAGUAGUAGCUAUAUUAUAGGAUUAUACUAUUGCUGUAGGCCUAUAUAAUACUACUAAUGUGACAAUAAUGUGAUCAAAGGAAUAAGUCAAACAUCAUUGUUUUUUUGAGGGAUCCUCUCUUCUCUACUUCAGGUACUCACCCUGAUCCCUACUGGGUGCUGUCCACCGACUAUGACAGCUACACCCUGGUGUACUCCUGCACUAACUUUGGCGGCCUGUUCCAUGUGGACUUUGCCUGGAUCCUGAGCAGAGAGCGUUCCGUCCCAGACGAGACCCUGGAGGAGCUGCACAGCCAUCUCACCUCCAAACGCAUCAAGAAUGACAAGAUAACCAUCAGCGACCAGAGCCCCAAACGCUGCACUGUCAUGCCUGAGUAACAAAUAAACUAUUAUUUAUUUGUUACUACUAGUACGGCAUCCAUGUUAGGAAGUCCCUCAGUUGUCAGCCGAAACUUGUCAGUUGUCAGUCCAGACUUUGGUCCAAAAGAAAAGUUUUUCUUUCAAAUAUUUUGGAGCUAUUGAUUGAGCCUGUCUGGAGAGCCAAAUGUGCAGGGUUUAUACUUUUAGGACAAUUCCAUUGGUUAAAUAGAGCCAGGCAAGCUCAAUCAAGGGCUUAAAACAUACAGUAUUAUUUUCUGUCAACAGAUUUUGAUUCUGUCAACAGAGAGAGAAGUGUAGUAGUGGUUGUCAUUCAUAAUAUCGAUGGAGGGGAGUUGGAAUGAUGCUUUAAGUCAUGUAAUCUCUUAUUAAAUGCCUGCAUGCAAAGACUUGUAUGUUUGUUACUGAAAAUCAUAGCUUACGUCUUAUAUUCAAGUUUGACAUCCUCCAAACUGUUGUUUAAAUUACAAAUAUGACUGUGUGGAAUGACCUUGUUACAACAAAUUGUUUAGUAAAUACCUAGUAAGGUCUGCACUGCAAAAUAGAGUGCUACUCAAAAAUGUCCCAGUGAACUGUACUAAAGAAAAGAGCAGACAAGACAAUGUCUGUGGGAGGUAAACAAUUAAUGACCACCGAGCGCCGUUAAGUCCUGGAAAUCCCCCCAAGAGUGACAUGAACAUUUCACGACAAUGUCCCAGAGAGGGCUGUCCGUCACAGUCCGUCCUAUUCCAUCCCGCCAGAUUGGUUAACAACAUUUAUCCUGGUAUGUCCCCCAUGACUCAAAUUUGCUAAUUGUUUACUUUCUGUCAGAAAUAAGCCUCGGGAUGCUACAAAGACGUUCAUUCAUGACAGAGACUUCAGUGUGGCAUGACCCAGGAGAGAGAAGGUUAUCUUAUAAAUACACAUCCUGAGUUGACCAGAUAUCCUGACCAGAGAGACAGAGGUAAGAUGUGCUUUUCGCUGUUGUAUGGGAUUUCAUAUAAAGAUAAAUGUUUCGAAUGAAUGAACGCUAUCAAUGUCCAAACGAGAAACCUUGUUUGGGGAGUUCAAAUGAACUGUAGAAUUUGGUUUGUGCGAUAGCAAGUGAAAUAAGGUAGAGUUUGCUGAAUAUCUUUGUCAUGUGAGACGAAGAGACUAACACCAGGGACUGGGAAAUGAAACAAAUAUGAUCUCUAUAUAGCUGUAUAUUUACAAAUAGCAUAGAACUUAAAAUAACCCAAUGAUUGAUGUGUGUUACAUGGUUGAUGCUGAAACACAUUUAUAUUGAUUUUCUUUUUGUUGUUGUUGUUGAUAAUCUUUUUUUUCUGUCUUGAAAAUGUGACUAAUUAGGGGAAAGUGUGAGUGACAUUUGCCGGCCAUUUUAAGACAGAUAUCAGAGAUACUGUAUGUUUUGCGUUUAUGACAGAUAAGAGAUAUUAUAUGUUUAUAUUUUGCAUUAAAUUAUGAAAUGAUGGCCUAUGAGUCAUCUGUCCUCCAUUUCUCCAUUUACCAUUUUAAUCGACUAUGAAAAAAGCUGUCGAGAUCGAAUUUCCUGUGGUUUGCUCUCUUUUACCAUCUUUCUAUUUGUAAAAUGGAUAACAAAGCCUACAACAACUAAGGCCAGUUUCCCAGACCCCAAUUAUACCUAUUCCUGGACUAACAACCUCCCCAAAGAUGGUCUAUUAUAUUGACAAGAUAGUCAAGUGACCGCCCUAACAAUGGAAAUGCAUGUCCUCAAAGAUGGAAGGCAGGCGGGAGGAGGCGAGAUCAGGUGGGACCAUUCUAGCCAAUGAGAGGGCAGAUACACGUGUGAACAACAGGCCCUAGAGAUACUGUAGAUAGAGGAUUCAUCUUUGUAUCUGUGUCGUUAUAGAUCUGUGACAGCAUGGGCAGCGCCAUUGAAGCGAUCUCCAUUUUAAAGUAGUCCAUUUUCUUCUUCUUCUUUGACUGAUUGCUCCAAACUCAUAGGAAUCUCCAUCCAGUUGACUACUUUAAAAUGGAGUGGAAGCCCUCAACUUAAAUUUCCAUGCUAAAAAUAUCUCUAUGAAAACAGGCACAAUUCAAAGUUGGCAAAAAGCCAAGCGCGUCCACUUAUAUCAGUGCAUUUGUACCACAGGAGACUGCUGAGGAGAGAACGGCUCAUUGUAAUUUAAGGUGCCACCGGCUGCCUGUGAUUUGUAACAACGCAACCAUUACGAAACUUGUAUUCGAUCAAAUAAGCCUCAUAUAGCAAAUUUGCAAUUAGCAUUAUUUUCGUGAACAGAUUUUGGGCGGAGUAAAACCUCUCGCUUCGCCUCUUCCUCUGUUGUCCCUCUGAUUUUUUUGAUUUUUUUGUAAGCUUUGUUUUCUCUGUUGAUUGAUUGUCAUUAUUUUCAGGUGACGGCUGCCCUGUAACCAUGACGCCAUUGUUUGCCCUCAUCUUGCCUCUCCUCCUCCUCCCCCUCGUCAGUACCCAGGUACCCCACUGGGGGCCUUGUCCGGAACCAGCCGUCCAGCCCGCCUUCAGCAUAAAAAAGGUACCAACCCCCUGCCUGACCAAUCGGCACAGAUAAUGUACCUGCCAAUCAUGGAUGGCCAGCCAAUCAUAUAAAUGAUUAUUAUCAUCAUGAACAUAUCACAGUGAAUGUCACAUACUAAAUCUACCUGUCAUACCAGAUGAACACUAAACACUACACUAGUCAUGGUCUCUUAAUUUUCUAACUUGUCUAGCACUUUUCAUUACAGAAGAAAAUCCCAAAGCGCGUAAAAGCAAAACAAACAAGCACAACAACAUGUUAAGAUGUGAGAUUGAGAAUUUUUGAGUGUGUAUGUGUUUAUUUACCCGUGGUUCUAGUUCAUGGGUAGAUGGUUUGAAAUCGCCAAACUGCCUGCCCAGUUUGAGAAGGGGAGGUGCAUCGAGACCAACUUCUCCAUGAAGGCUGAUCAGACCAUUAGAGUGGUCAGCUCUGAAAUGUUGUGAGUAGAUUACGUACACCUAGGAUUGCAAAAUUCCGGUAACUUACAUUUCCCAGUUUUCCAAAAAUCCUGGAAGAUUCCGGAUUUCCUUCUUAUUUCCUCCUAAUUCUGGAAAACCUUCCACCAGAAUUACUGGAAAAAACUGGCAAUAUUGGGAAAGUUACUGGCAUUUUUCAACCCUAGAUACACCUGGAUUACAUAGACUUUUAUCCUGAACAAUGUUGUUGUUUGAAAAUUCAUAGUAGUGGACCAUACAUUGGGCAGCAGGUAGCUUAGUGGUUAAGAGCGUUGUGCCAGUAACCGAAAGGUCACUGGUUCUAAUCCCCGAGCCGACUAGGUGAAAAAUAUGUCGAUGUGCCCUUGAGCAAGGCACUUAACCUUAAUUGCUCUGGAUAAGAGCGUCUGCUAAAUGACUAAAAUGUAAUGCAGUUUAUUUCAGUUGAAAAUCAGCUCAUUUCAGUUGCCAUACAGUUCUUUCUGUUUAAAUCCUUUGAUAUGAAUCUAAUGCUUUUGACCUUUUGGUGACCUUUGACAGAAAGGGAGAGCUAAGGACUAUCGAGGGGACAGGAGUCACGGAGGACUUGAAGAACCCAGCCAAGUUAGGCAUCAGCUACUCUUACGGUGAGCAUUAUGAUAAGCUGUUACGACGUAACUACAGUAGAGCAGGGCAACCAGGGUUGUGUUCAGUAGGGAGAAACUGUAUUAAAUAGGGAGGUACUGCAUUAAACAGGGAGAAACUGUAUUAAAUAGGGAGGUACUGCAUUAAACAGGGAGAAGCUGUAUUAAAUAGGGAGGUACUGCAUUAAACAGGGAGAAACUCCAUUAAAUAGGGGGGUACUGCAUUAAACAGGGAGAAGCUGUAUUAAAUAGGGAGGUACUGCAUUAAACAGGGAGAAACUGUAUUAAAUAGGGAGGUACUGCAUUAAACAGGGAGAAACUCCAUUAAAUAGGAAGUUACUGCAUUAAACAGGGAGAAACUGUAUUAAAUAGGAAGUUACUGCAUUAAACAGGGAGAAACUGUAUUAAAUAGGAAGUUACUGCAUUAAACAGGGAGAAACUGUAUUAAAUAGGGAGGUGCUGCAUUAAACAGGGAGAAACUCCAUUAAAUAGGAAGGUACUGCAUUAAACAGGGAGAAACUGUAUUAAAUAGGGAGGUACUGCAUUAAACAGGGAGAAACUGUAUUAAAUAGGAAGUUACUGCAUUAAACAGGGAGAAACUGUAUUAAAUAGGAAGUUACUGCAUUAAACAGGGAGAAACUGUAUUAAAUAGGGAGGUGCUGCAUUAAACAGGGAGAAACUCCAUUAAAUAGGAAGGUACUGCAUUAAACAGGGAGAAACUGUAUUAAAUAGGGAGGUACUGCAUUAAACAGGGAGAAACUGUAUUAAAUAGGGAGGUACUGCAUUAAACAGGGAGAAGCUGUAUUAAAUAGGGAGGUACUGCAUUAAACAGGGAGAAACUGUAUUAAAUAGGGAGGUACUGCCUGCACCUCAUUACAUUUACAUUCACGUCAUUUAGCAGACGCUCUUAUCCAGAGCGACUUACAGAUAGUGAAUACAUAUUUUUUUAUACUGGCCCCCGUGGGAAUCGAACCCACAACCCUGGCGUUGCAAACGCCAUGCUCUAUCAACUGAGCUACAUCCCUGCCGGCCAUUCCCUCCCCUACCCUGGACGACGCUGGGCCAAUUGUGCGCCGCCCAUGAGUCUCCCGGUCGCGGCCGGCUGCGACAGAGCCUGGAUUCGAACCAGGAUCUCUAGUGGCACAGUUAGCACUGCGAUGCAGUGCCUUAGACCACUGCGCCACUCAGGAGUAGGAGUAUAACGUCAUCUAGGGCAGGAGUGUCACUGCCCAGCUCCAGUCCUCAAGGGAAACAUAAUAUAAUUAAAAAAUAUGCGUUAAGGUGUCUGUAAUAGAAUAAAUGUGACUAAAACAAAUGUAGACAUUAAUAAAUGCAUUUCUAUAGCUUCCUAAAUAUUUUUGACAAUGGUGGGGGAGUGCCAAGGUGGAGGCGCGUUUGCUUCAAAAAGCAGCCCCUGUCCGUCAUCUAGUGUACAUGUAAAUCAUUGAAUAAAACAGGGAGGUGGCUACUACCUGAACUUGUCCAAUGAGAUUUUGUUUUGUUUUCGGUUGCAAAAUCUUUUGCUACAGUGUGCCCUACUGAACAUGUGUGUGGACUUCCCAGCUAACAAAUGACAUUCAUUGGUCAACAUCGUACCAGAAUAAUAAACAAAAACUAGAAAAGAUGGCAGCCUUUAAGAACAAACUGAGCAGUAGAGAUCACUCACCACGGAGUUCUAAUGGGAGGGGUUGUUUUUAACUGAGCAGUAGAGAUCACUCACCACGGAGUUCUAAUGGGAGGGGUUGUUUUUUCAAAAUCAGGAGAUGUCAUGAGUUGGACCCGUUAGCCCAUAUAAACAGAACAAUAUCAAAUAACAACCAAAGGCCAUCUCAUCCCACUUUGUUGAUCUUGACAUCAUUUGAGAGGGGUAAUUUCAAUUUUCUGCAGUUUGAAGGAGUCAUCACGACUGUAAUCACGUUAUAAUCUGUGGAAUAAAUGUAAUCAAAUCAAAUCAAAUCAAAUUGUAUUGGUCACAUGCGCCGAAUACAACAGGUGCAGACAUUACAGCGAAAUGCUUACUUACAGCCCUUAACCAACAGUGCAUUUAUUUUUAACAAAAAAAGUUAAAAUAAAACAACAACAAAAAAAGUGUUGAGAAAAAAAAGAGCAGAAGUAAAAUAAAGUAACAGUAGGGAGGCUAUAUAUACAGGGGGGUACCGUUGCAGAGUCAAUGUGCGGGGGGCACCGGCUAGUUGAGGUAGUGGAGGUAAUAUGUACAUGUGGGUAGAGUUAAAGCGACUAUGCAUAAUGUGAUCCUGUGGUUGUUUCCCAUCUCUGUCGAUCCUGUGGUUGUUUCCCAUCUCUGUCGAUCCUGUGGUUGUUUCCCAUCUCUGUCGAUCCUGUGGUUGUUUCCCAUCUCUGUCGAUCCUGUGGUUGUUUCCCAUCUCUGUCGAUCCUGUGGUUGUUUCCCAUCUCUGUCUCUCUAACAGUCCUCCCCUACUCGCCUUACUGGGUCAUCUCCACCGACUACGAGAACUCAGCUCUAGUCUAUUCCUGCACCGAUGUCCUGCGUCUGUUCCACAUGGACUUUGCCUGGAUCCUGGGGCGCACACGCACCCUCCCUGCCGCCACCGUCGACAAAGCCAGGGAGAUCUUCACAAGCAGCAACAUUGACGUUAGCCGGAUGGUCGCCAGCAGGCAGCAGGGCUGUGAUAAGACCCUCUGAGAGAUUGAAUACAAUUGGAUAGAGUAGAACUUCAUAGAAUUUUCCCACAGGGACAUUUGGUUUGCAACAACAUAGUAUGCAAAAGAGAUGUUGAUGGAAAAAAGUAAUAUAGUUUCCCUCAUCUGUGUAAUAACAUGUUAGCUCGGCAAACUUCAGUGACAUUCCAUUCAUUAUUCAGAGGAAUUAUUAGAGGAAAAUAAUGUACAGUAAUAUUUUGUCAGAGUUUUUUAAUGCUUUUUUAAAAAUCAUAACAAAAAAAAUUAGAUAAAUAUUCCAGUUACAUUACGUUAUUUUAAAUCAUAUGACUGGAAAUUAAUUGUUGUGACCUAAUUUAAAAUGUUUGUCACAAACUGAAAACAUGAGUAUUCUCAUUAGAGGCAAUAAAAGUAUAAGGAAAUCAAUA